UGCACACCCAUCAACGGCCGGUCGUACAGGUACACGUACAAACAUACGCACACGCAAGCCGUAUUUUGUAUGGGAAACCCAUCGGUGAUUUGAUUCUCAACCCAGACUGCAGGUGGAUAAUCUUUCUGGAGAUAUUUAAGACUUUUCCCCCCCGCAAAGAUCGCCGAUAGUUGUUGUCACUUAUCAUGGGAGACAACGGGAACCGUGAGGACCUUGUCUACAUAGCCAAGUUGGCUGAGCAAGCUGAAAGAUACGAUGAAAUGGUGGACUACAUGAAGAAGGUGGCUGAGAUGAGUGUAGAGCUCACCAUCGAGGAGAGGAACCUGUUAUCCGUGGCAUAUAAAAACAAGAUUGGCGCCAGGAGGGCAUCAUGGAGGAUGGCCAGCGGUGUGGAGCUCAAAGAGGAGAAGAAGAACCCGACUCACGACCCAUUAAAACUAAAGCUCAUGAAGGAGUACAGAGAACAGAUUGAAAAGGAGCUUUCAGAUGUAUGUUCGGACGUCCUUAAUGUCAUUGAUAAAUAUCUCAUUCCAAACGCAAGCCCUGGUGAAUCACAGGUCUUCUACUACAAAAUGAAAGGCGAUUACCACAGAUACCUAGCCGAGUUUGCAAUAGGUAAUGCAAGGAAGGAGGCAGCAGAAAACAGCCUCGUGGCUUACCGGGCCGCCAGCGAGAUCGCCUGCGAGCAACUGGAGACGACGAACCCAAUCAGACUCGGGCUGGCGCUAAACUUCUCCGUCUUUUACUACGAGAUCCUAAACUCACCGGAGAGGGCCUGUCGACUGGCCAAGCAAGCUUUUGACGAAGCUAUCGCGGAGCUGGACACACUGAAUGAGGAUAGCUAUAAGGAUUCCACGUUGAUUAUGCAGUUGUUACGAGACAACCUGACGCUUUGGACGAAUGAUGUCGCCGCCGAGGAGGCAGAGAGGAAGAAUGAGAGCAAUCUUCAGGACAUCUCAAAUCAAUGUGAACCAGAAGAGGCUGCCUCCUAGAAUCCAUAGAGUACAAUCAGCCUGCAUCCUUUCCCCAUCCCUUCUAGCCUCUCUCAAAAUGCACUCAUCCUCACAACGCAUGGAGUCCACUCAUCAUCAACCUCUUGCCCAGAGGGACUCUCCAAAGCAGCAGACCUUUCAAGAGGAAUUGUGGGAGAUGGUCGAAAGGUUUGGGUCAUCGAGAUUUAUUAUCAGCUUCUAUAUCAGCAGAAAAUAUUGUCUGACUUUGGGAACAAAUUCCCAACUCAGUAGAUUUGUUGAAAACUUGAUAAACUUAAAUAUUUAUGAAUAGUUUGCCGAUUGUAUAUUUCAUAUUACUCAUACCCCAACAUAGAAAACAGUUUUCAAAAUUCUCAAAUAAGAAACGCUGCGUACCAGGGGUUAUUUUACACAACUGCGGCUCCAAACAAAUGUAUGAUAAACAAAAGUACAUUGUAUAUAUGCUGUAAUCUCUAUCUAUUGGUUACCAGUCAUGUAUUGUAAACAAACUGCAUUAGGACUUUGGUUGGUACUGUGCUUCAUAAUACACUAAAGGGAAGGUACAACAUUGGGGUUUACGAUUGAGGCAUCUUUGAUCUUCAAGUUUCUUGAAAUGUUCACUAAGAAUAAGAAUUGAACAGACAAGUUAUUUCUUAGCGGAUGCUCUGCUCACUGUCGAAUUCUGCGUUUAUGAUCGCCAGAAAAAAAACCUCUGCCAACCUGUGAAAUUAUGUUUGGCGUACCUCAAGUGCCGAUUUCCUUUUUCGUCUUUGGUUUUUGUUCCACAGAAAAACCCCAAAAACCUCUACAAUAUUUGUGUAAAACAGUGUCUAUUACAUGUAACUACUCUUCUUCAUACCUUAAAGUAAAUAAGUUAAAACAAAAAUAUCAACUUUUGUGAUAUAAAUAACGUGCUUGGUAUUCCCAACUUUUGUCGUAGUCCCCCCGAAAUAUUUGUGAAUUUUAACCUCAUCCAUGGUUGUCAUGUCAAGUCCUGAAAAUAAUUCAUAUUUAGUACCGGAAAAACCAAAUCCUUGUACGUGGAUGCUGAUGAAAAUUGCGUGCGGAAGCAAUAUUAAUAUUUUUGCUUCUGUCGGUUUUUGAGCUACUUAGUUGGAAUUUCAUUUUCUCACUUAAUAAUCUUGUAUUAUUUGUCCUUUUCCAUUUGUGUUGUGCAGUUUUUUUGUUUUUGUUUUUGUGCAGUGGCAUGCAUGCCAAAAAGUCAUCCUCACAACUCAAUCCAUUUUGUUUCAGCUUGUACAUUUCCAAAGUCAAUAACUCUCUGAAAGAUUUUUUUAGUGUAAUAUGUUGGUUUUCUUGUGUGGUUUAUUUUGUACACAAUGCUAAAAGACCGUGUUCGAAUUGGCGGCUGCGGCUAACAGCUCUGGCUGAGGAUUUUUCUAAUGGCUUGUUCAAGCCACAGCCGCUAAUUCAGACUCAGCUAAGAGAACCAAAGAGAGGCUCAAUUCUGAAAUAGGCUGGUGCUUUCCCCCAAUUGUGACUGUACCACUGGUGAUUAGUUAUUGGUUUUCUGGGACCCAGGCAAAACAUAAUCGUAGAUUUAAAGAAGUAUUUAAUAAUGCACAGCUUGCGCCAUUCUUGUAUUAAAAGUAAAGUAUAGCACUGGUUACUCUGAAGGGUGCGUCAAUAUUUUCUCCUAAUAUCUAUUCCACUUUUUUCUUUUGAAGGAAAUAAAUACCAUUAUGAUAGUUUCAAGGGGAUCGUAUUAUCCUGUGCUAAAACAUUGUAUCACGAUUUUGCAAAAACAGUGAUCUUGAUUUUUCAAAAAUGGCAGACCUCGUUUUGUAAAAAGUUGUGCCCCGAUUUUGCUAAACCAACAUAUCUCGCACAAAAAUGCUCUGGGCAAGAAAUGCUAUAUCUAGGCACAUACUUGUUUUUGGUGUACGUCUGAGCUAUUUGAAGUAAAAUGCAGCAUUUUGACAAUGACAAAUGAUGAACUCGUACGUAACGUAAGUGCUAUUGUUGGAAAUUUUGUGCACUGACACAGCUAUAUGAAAUACAUUUUUGCUUAACUUUACCGUUGAAAUACGUUGUCUUUAAAGCGGACAAAUACCAAAGAAAUAAAAUACAUGGUAACCCAAUCAGCUUGAGCUCUGACUGUAAUAUGGUAAAUAAGUAUGCAAUUAAGAAUUUAUUACCUCAGUUGUUGUCAACUGUUUAAUUUAUUUGUAAUUUUUCUUGAAAGCCUGCAAAAAGAAAAGGUAAAACAAAAACGCCAU
This is a messenger RNA of Asterias rubens (European starfish), 3211 nucleotides long. Its product is annotated as 14-3-3 protein epsilon-like. The record is from RefSeq and is a predicted model, not a curated record. Lineage: Eukaryota; Metazoa; Echinodermata; Asteroidea; Forcipulatida; Asteriidae. Gene Ontology annotation, cellular component: cytoplasm. Gene Ontology annotation, biological process: signal transduction.